Messenger RNA from Teleopsis dalmanni, 422 nucleotides. RefSeq lists its product as uncharacterized. Lineage: Eukaryota; Metazoa; Arthropoda; Insecta; Diptera; Diopsidae. The record is from RefSeq and is a predicted model, not a curated record. The coding region runs from base 27 to 422 and encodes 131 amino acids. The transcript is spliced from 4 exons.
AAUAUUAUAUAGUUAAAUAUUUCAAAAUGGAUUUUUCGGAAGAAAUGUGUGUUUUAAAUGAAACGACGUUCGAGGUGAGCAACGGCAGGAGAAACAAUAACAACAACAAUAACAACCACAACAGCAGGAAUUUUUGCCAACGGAAAAGUAUAGCAACAGUGCAGAGUGAAAAUAGUUGUGUGGGUAUACCAUUAGCAGAUAGAGGAAGGUCUUCAGCGUCACUACCUGCAACGCAGCUACUGGAACCACAAAUCAUUUGCAUACAAAACGUUCCGCAUCCGGAGAAUUCGAACGAAAUCUCACGUUCCAGCUCGUAUUUCGUACGCUUCCGUGACGGUUUUGUUAAAUUUUUUAGCAAAAUCAUGGGUAGCAACACCCCCAGCGAAGCGGAUAAAUAUGAAUAUUACGAAUGGUAUUUAUAA